AUGGGAGUUAAUAUUCCAAUUUCCACCGUCGGUUCAACUGGUAGGACCAUACCUCUCCUAGGUUAUGGAACUGCGGAAUAUCCUUUUGGCGUUUCGAUUGAAACAAUGAAAGAGUCCGUUCUUAACGCAAUAGAAGUAGGUUAUCGACACUUUGAUUCUGCUUCUCUUUACCAAUCUGAAGUGCCUCUAGGAGAAGCAAUAGCAGAUGCUUUACGAUUAGGUUUAAUCAAAUCUCGAGAUGAGCUAUUUAUCACUUCCAAGCUUUGGUGUUGUGAUGGACAUAAAGAUCAUGUCCUCCCUGCUAUACAAAAAACACUCAAGAAUCUUCAACUAGAGUAUCUAGAUCUGUACCUAAUCCACUGGCCUGUUAGCUCAAAGCCAGGAGAAUAUGAGCUGCCCGUGAAGGAGAAGGACCUUCUUCCAAUGGAUUUCAAGUCUGUGUGGGAAGCUAUGGAGGAGUGUCAAAACCUUGGCCUGGCAAAAUCCAUUGGUGUAAGCAAUUUUUCCUGCAAGAAGCUUGAGAACUUACUUGCCACGGCAAAGAUUCCCCCGGCUGUCAAUCAAGUGGAGUUAAGCCCUCUUUGGCAGCAAAAGAAGACGAGAGAUUUUUGUGAGGCAAAAGAUAUACACGUCACUGCUUACGCUCCACUGGGAGCGAAAGGAAUGCUUUGGGGUACAAACAAAGUGAUGGACUGUGAAGUGUUGAAAGAGAUUGCUGCUGCUAGAGGAAAAAGUAUUGGUCAGAUUUGUCUUAGAUGGGUAUAUGAGCAAGGAGUAAGCGUGCUUGUUAGGAGCUUCAACAAAGAGAGGAUAAAGCAAAACCUGGACAUAUUUGACUGGAGAUUGAGCCAAGAGGAGUUAGAAAAGAUAAGUCAAAUUCCGCAACAAAAAGCAUAUGCGGCAUCCGAAUUCGUCUCUGAGAAAGGGCCUUACAAAUCGGUUGACGAGCUUUGGGAUGGAGAGAUUUAA
Dovyalis caffra is the source of this 969-nucleotide messenger RNA. NCBI's taxonomy places the organism in Eukaryota, Viridiplantae, Streptophyta, Magnoliopsida, Malpighiales, Salicaceae. The record is from the annotation of a GenBank genome assembly.